Puntigrus tetrazona (Sumatra barb) is the source of this 1853-nucleotide messenger RNA. RefSeq names its product guanine nucleotide-binding protein subunit alpha-11-like. Gene Ontology annotation, cellular component: heterotrimeric G-protein complex. The coding region runs from base 480 to 1586 and encodes 368 amino acids. Gene Ontology annotation, biological process: adenylate cyclase-modulating G protein-coupled receptor signaling pathway; action potential; phospholipase C-activating dopamine receptor signaling pathway. NCBI's taxonomy places the organism in Eukaryota, Metazoa, Chordata, Actinopteri, Cypriniformes, Cyprinidae. The transcript has 8 exons. Gene Ontology annotation, molecular function: G-protein beta/gamma-subunit complex binding; G protein-coupled receptor binding; guanyl nucleotide binding. The record is from RefSeq and is a predicted model, not a curated record.
UUCCUCGGCACGGUUUUCGGUUUAUGCACGCAUGCGUCACGCGGAGCUCGCGUCGCGUCAAACUAAAAACUUUUUAAAGCCCACAUUGGAGACCGUCGCGCUUAAGACCAGCAGCCCUCAAACACAAGAAGGCGCCCCCUAAGACCGUCUACAGGCGGCUGACUAGAUUAUGAGACAGCCCAUAUUCACAGUCACAAGCCGCGUUCAAGAAGGACUUUCCUGAAUUGCAGGUAGACCCGUCUGAAGCCGAGGAGGAAAAACCAUGUGAUGCUUACAGAAGAAUUUGGAAUUUUUUGGGGGAAGCUCUUGAAGAAGAAGAAGAAGAAGAAGAAAAUCAACUUCGAGAGAAAGGAGUCGAUUCAAACCCAGUUCGGCCGAGGGAGUAUAAUGGGUCGUGUUUCGUAAAGGCAUUACUGACUCCGUACAGGUGUGUCGACGAAUGAAGAGGGUUUAAGGGCUGUUUCCGUCCUGUGGAGGAGAUGGGGGCCUGCUGGAGAUGGUGCUACACGACCUGCACCUGCUGCUUGUCUGAGGAUGAGAAGAACGCCAUCGUAGUACACAACGAGAUCAAAAGAAUCCUCGCAGACCAGAAGAAACGAGAACGCAGAGAAAUCAAAGUGCUUCUCUUGGGCACCGGAGAAAGCGGGAAGACGACUUUCAUCAAGCAGAUGAGGAUUAUUCACGGCAAGGGCUUUUCCGAAGAAGACCGGCGUGGCUACACCAAACUGGUUUUCCAGAACAUCUUCACUGCCAUGAAGGCUCUGACGGUGGCCAUGAGCACCCUAAGGAUCCCCUACGCCAACCCCCAAAACGAGAUAUAUGGGAAACAGUUUCAGGAGGUGGAGGUCCGUCAGAUGGCUCACUUGGACAGAAUGUAUGUGGAAGCUAUCCGCCGACUUUGGGCUGACGAUGGUAUCAAGGCCUGUUACAGUCGUCGUAGAGAGUACCAGCUUCUGGACUCUACAGAAUACUAUAUGACAAAUUUGGAGCGCAUUGCGGCCCCGGACUUCAUCCCGACAGCCCAGGACGUGCUCCGAGUCCGAUUCCCCACCACAGGCAUCAAUGACUACUCCUUCAGUGUGGAGAAAAUCACCCUCAGGAUUGUGGAUGUGGGAGGCCAGAAGUCCGAGAGGCGGAAAUGGAUCCAUUGCUUUGAGAACGUGACAUCGCUCAUAUUUUUAGCCUCGCUCAGCGAGUACGACCAGGUGCUGGAGGAGAAUAACAAGGAGAACCGCAUGAAAGAGAGCUUGUCUCUCUUCUACACCACCAUCCACUCGCCGUGGUUUGCUAGCGCCUCCAUCAUCCUCUUCCUGAACAAGAUGGACAUCCUGGAGGAAAAGAUCAAGACGUCGGACCUGAAAACUUACUUCGCGGGGUUUGACGGCAAAAAGCAAGACAAGAGCGACGCCAUGGACCACAUCAGUACCCUGUACCUCGAACAGGCUAUAAACCGUGAAAAUCGAGUACAGAAGUUUAUUUACGAACACUUUACCUGUGCCACGGACACCGACAACAUCCGCAAGGUCUUCAGCGACGUCAAGAGAACCGUUCUCGUCAAGGAACUGCAGUUAUAUGGCAUGCUUUAAGAUGCAGAGCGGCUGUCGGGUUCCUGGAAACACAAAACACUAGUUAUGAUAACAUGAUCUUAACUUCACUGACUAAUUAUUUACACCUGCAUUUGAAAAUAUUUUGUUCCUUUUUUUUUUGUAUUUUACACUGAAAUUAAUUUCUAUAUUCUACCAAAACAGAAUAUGACAAAAAUAGACAGAAUAGUUUGCUGAAAUGGACAAAAUGUCAGUAUGUUCAUAGUAAAAUUUCAUGGACUCUUUGAUUAAACUGAAAUGAAGAGUCAA